Molecule: messenger RNA, 2082 nt
Organism: Saccoglossus kowalevskii
Lineage: Eukaryota; Metazoa; Hemichordata; Enteropneusta; Harrimaniidae
Product: DDB1- and CUL4-associated factor 11-like
Biological process (GO): proteasome-mediated ubiquitin-dependent protein catabolic process
Cellular component (GO): Cul4-RING E3 ubiquitin ligase complex
Molecular function (GO): protein binding
Source: RefSeq, a predicted model, not a curated record
GCCUGAUGUAAACACGUACUUGCCUAUGAGUCAUAAUGUAAUUUGCAAUCGAAUGCACAGUUUUGCUCCUCAGUCAAUGCAAUGGGUUCCAGAAAUUCAAGUAGAGACAACGCCAGUGGUGUGCGUGAUGAUGAAACUGGUGAAAAUGAGCCAGACUUGCCAACGAUAUUGGCGUAUCUGUUACGCAGUGGUCAGCUUCGACUUCUACAGUCAGAUGAUGUCAUGGAUAGCGACUCGGAUAUGACGGAUGAGGACGAAGAUCUAGCUGAUAUAAUAGAUCGUCCACCAUGUUCUGCCCCGAAAACAGCUGCAGACUUAAUUGCUGACAGGCAAAAGAUUGAGGAAAGUAAAAUAAAUCAUGAAAUGGUUCUUACAAAUGGGAAAUACUCUACAAAACCCAGUACAAGAUACAGCGUACCAAAACUCUUACAGAUGCGCGAGGCUGGUCAAUGUGGAUAUAAUGGAAGGUUUUCACGAGGUGAUUGUAACACAGUGUCAUCGAGGUACUUGCCUAAUUUCAUGGCUGCUAUGGCAAGAUUCGGACACAAGGCGUUCUGCGGGACUCACUCAGAGGAUGGUAGUGUCUUUGUGACAGCAUGUCAAGACCAGCUGAUACGAUUAUAUAACACAACAAAAGGAUGGUUUGAUAACUUCAAAACAGUAGUUGCUAGGGACGUAGGAUGGAGUAUCCUUGAUACAGCAUUCAGCCCAGAUGGUCACUAUAUUAUUUACUCCAGCUGGUCAGAUUGCAUUCACAUUUGCAAUGUUCAUGGAGAGCAUAAUGUACAUGAUGCGUUGAAUCUAGAGCCUGAGGGGGACAGGUUUUGUGCAUUCUCAGUUCAGUUUUCAAGUGAUAGUAAAGAAAUAGUAGCAGGAGCUAAUGAUGGUUGUAUGUAUAUAUUUGACAGAGAACAAAACAAAAGAACAUUAAAAAUUGAAACCCACGAAGAUGAUGUGAAUGCUGUGGCAUUUGCAGACAGGACAUCUCAGAUAAUCUACUCAGGAGGUGAUGAUGGUAUGGUGAAAGUUUGGGACAGGCGGACAUUGAGUGAGGCAUCACCAGAACCCGUGGGAAAAUUAGCUGGUCAUAGCGAUGGCAUUACGUACAUAGAUUCCAAAAAAGAUAACUAUCAUCUGAUUUCCAACUCCAAAGAUCAGUCCAUAAAAUUGUGGGACACACGGAAAUUUUCCUCAUCUGAUUGUGUUGAAGCGGCGCGGCGUGCAGUGGCUCAACAACAGUGGGAUUACAGAUGGCAGACGUUCCCUCAGUCUGCCAGGAGGAAUCGUAGCAUUGCUGGUGAUCCAUCGUUGAUGACAUACAGAGGUCAUAGCGUCUUACAGACUCUAAUCAGAUGCAGAUUCUCACCUGAAUUCACUACAAGUCAGCAAUAUAUUUAUACAGGAUGUUCUUCUGGAGCAGUCGUUAUUUAUGAUUUAUUAACUGGUGACAUAGUAACAAAGCUCAAAAAUAGACAAAGAGCUUGUGUACGAGAUGUCUCUUGGCAUCCGUAUGAUUUCAGUAUUGUCAGUACAUCGUGGGAUGGUUCCAUCGGCAAAUGGGAAUAUUACAACCCACAUCCACCUGAAGGUAACCGUAGCACUUUUCAAUUUCCUCACUUCGACGGCGCUGAUGACGACCUGCGAGCAGGGAGACGACCCAUGAUAGUUAUCGAUAUUUGAUUUUUGGCGAGCUCUGUAAUGUUUUACAUGAAGAGUCUGCCAUGUGCAUGAACGUAUAUGGACAGUCGUAUCAAACAGUCGUAUCAAGUCGUAUCACGGUACGAUACAAGUUAUACUAUGACAGUAAUCAAAGUAUAGAGGCCAUGAAUCCUCGUAGUCUCGGAUAACAUCAUAUGGAUCUGUAGAAGUGAAACCUACUACUAUAACCCCUCAUUCAAUGUCACCGACGUCUGCAGAUAGAUCCAUGCUUGAUGAUUUGAAAACCAAUUAUGAUUAUUUACUUCGCCAUGAAUUGAACCAUUUACAUCAUAAAAUAAUUUGUUUUUUUCAAAGUAUAUUUUUGACUUAAUUUUAAUUUUAAUGUGUUGAUUUUACUUUGUACAGAAAUACAAUCUGAUUCAA